GCGGAUGAAUAGACUCGAUGGAUUCGUUGACACGCUGAAUCAACAGAAUGAUGAGAAAAUAAUAUGAUUCUUGCUGGAGUGGAGGCGCCGACAGUCUGGUCCAUGGAAACCAAAUCAGGCAUUAAAUUUUGAAUCAUUUUUAGGGGUUCAAGUGGAUUCCCGGAAAAUGCCACAGUUUUUCAGACAAAUCGAAACCAGCUGGGCGUAUGUGUAAUGCAAAGUCACACCGGGGGAAAAUCCAUAAAUUGUAUUAAAAAGUAUGCCAAGCCAUAAAAGAAAAGCCAUUAAAAAUGCGGAAAGAGCCAAAGAAUUUAUGUCGGAAAUGUAUGUCAAGGAUCUGGACAUUUAUUUCUAUAUUUUUGUGAUUAACUUCUCUGCCUUUGGAUCAUCUAAAAUAUUUGUAUACAUUUAAUUAAGUCAGUUAGCCAAGUUAAGUGUCAAUCAAUUGACUCCGUUUUUGGUUACCAGUUUCAGCCUUUAAUGUCAGCCAAGUAAAGCCUAAGGAAGUGACUCCCUCAGCCUCAAGAUGUACGGACUGCUCUUGGAGAACCUCUCCGAGUACAUAAAGUCUGUUUAUGGCGAGGAGAAAUGGGAGGACAUCCGACGACAGGCUGGCAUAGAUUCGCCCUCCUUCAGCGUCCAUCAGGUCUAUCCCGAGAAUCUGCUACAGAAAUUGGCCAAAAAGGCACAACAGGUACUGGGUGUCUCGGAGCGGGAGUUCAUGGACCAGAUGGGCGUCUACUUCGUGGGCUUCGUGGGUCAAUAUGGCUACGAUCGCGUCCUCUCUGUGCUGGGUCGCCAUAUGCGCGACUUCCUUAAUGGACUGGACAACCUGCAUGAGUACCUGAAGUUCUCGUAUCCACGGAUGAGAGCACCCAGCUUUAUCUGCGAGAACGAGACCAAGCAGGGUCUGACUCUGCACUACCGAUCCAAGCGUCGAGGGUUCGUCUACUAUACGAUGGGACAAAUCCGAGAGGUGGCUCGGUAUUUCUACCACAAAGAGAUGCACAUCGAAUUGGUUAGGGAGGAGAUCCUCUUCGACACGGUCCAUGUCACCUUUCAACUGACCUUUGAUAAUCGGGCAUUUACCCUGGCAUCCUUGGCGAUGACGCGGGAGGAAAAGCACCUGCCCAUCAGCGCCCAUGUGCUGUUUGAGAUCUUUCCUUUCUGCAUGGUAUUUGGAGCUGACAUGGUAGUGCGCAGUAUUGGAAACUCUUUGAUGGUCAUUUUACCAGAACUUUUGGGCAAGAAAAUAACUGCCUGGUUUGAUUUGGUUCGGCCACUGAUUGCUUUUAAAUUCCAAACUAUACUCAAUCGUACCAAUAACAUAUUCGAGCUGGUCACUGUGGACCCAGUUACGGAGAGAUUUGACGUCCAAAAUGAGGAUUUACUUCAGCAUGAAGAUGGCAGUGAACCGGAAAAGUCAUUAAGAUUAAAAGGUCAAAUGGUUUAUAUGGAAAACUGGCGCAUGAUUAUGUUUUUGGGUACUCCGGUUAUGCCAGAUCUCACCUCAUUGAUAACCACUGGCCUAUAUAUCAACGAUCUUUCCAUGCAUGACUUCAGCAGGGAUCUUAUGCUGGCUGGUACUCAGCAAUCCGUGGAACUUAAGUUGGCCCUGGAUCAAGAACAACAGAAGUCCAAGAAGCUUGAAGAGUCCAUGAGAUUGCUGGAUGAAGAGAUGAGAAGAACUGAUGAGCUUCUCUAUCAGAUGAUACCCAAACAAGUGGCUGAUAGGCUAAGACGGGGCGAGAAUCCUAUUGAUACUUGUGAGAUGUUUGAUAGUGUCUCCAUUCUGUUUUCGGACAUUGUAACCUUCACAGAGAUCUGUAGCCGCAUUACACCAAUGGAAGUGGUAUCCAUGUUAAAUGCCAUGUACUCGAUCUUUGAUAAGUUAACAGAGCGGAACUCAGUGUACAAGGUGGAGACAAUUGGAGAUGCGUACAUGGUAGUGGCGGGGGCCCCAGAUAAGGAUGCCAAUCACGCCGAGAGAGUCUGUGAUAUGGCCUUAGAUAUGGUGGAUGCAAUAACCGAUCUCAAGGAUCCCUCAACGGGCCAGCACUUGAGAAUACGUGUGGGUGUGCACUCUGGUGCCGUGGUGGCUGGCAUUGUAGGUCUCAAGAUGCCCCGCUAUUGCCUCUUUGGGGAUACAGUGAAUACCGCCUCACGAAUGGAGUCCACCAGCAUAGCCAUGAAAGUACACAUUUCGGAGUCAACAAAGGUUCUUAUCGGACCCAAUUACAAAAUCCUCGAGCGAGGGGAGAUUGAUGUAAAAGGCAAAGGAACUAUGGGCACAUAUUGGCUAGAGGAGCGCGAGAACAGGUUGCCACUCCAAUUGACGGCUGCUAUUCAGGUUCAACCUAUUUCUCCUGUACCGUCGACGCCCACACCGAAGGCUAAGGCUAUAAUGCCACCCGUAUCCAAGCCAUUGACUCCAUUGGCUCCCGUUUCUGUUACGGUGGUUUCUAUGCCAGUCGCUCCUGUUCCUUCAGUGGAUGUGGUGGCGCCUUCAUCUAGCAUGUCUGGUAUGGUGAUUACAGCAGCUGCAGCUGCUCACAUGACUCUUCACCAUCAAGCGGUGGUGGCGGAAGGAUUAACUGGAAGUACAGGAGUUGCUGGUUCUACAGCAGUAGGAGAUAUAGGAACUUCCUUAUCCGGAGGAGGAGUUUUAGGAGCAACAGGAAACGAAGUGGCAGGUGUACCACCAGAUGACCGCAACAGUCGUAUCUACUCACCCGUAACCUUUAAGGACGUGGCUAGACGCAGUGCAGCCAAUUCCCCAGUGAGGGGCAGUGCAGGUUACUCCUAUCCGGACCAGGAAAAACGCCGCGAGUCUCGUUCCAAUUCCACUGGCCAUGUGUUUAUGCGUACUCCAUCGGAUAUAUUUGGAUCUCUAAUUCUGGACACUGAGGAGUUUCUCGAGGAUCUGCAAAUCUCUCGCAGCUCCCUGGCUAACAACAACAACAAUAAUGCGCCAGAUUGUGGAUUUAGUCCAACACCUCCAUUCCGGAUCGGCAGUGCACCACCAAAACCAAGACCCAGUAACCCGGAUAAGUUUACGCCCGAGGAACUCGCCGCCAUGGAUCAGCUAACGCCUCCGUCAACAGCUCCGGCCAGGGAAACGGCAUCUUGCAGCAGUGCAUCCAUGGAUCGCGACAAGGCCGCCAAACUCAAGAAAAUUACCUUUUCCAACAGCAGCAGCCUUGAUGCAACUACACCGACCGCUGUGGCUACCAUGGUCUGUCCAAUGCGUUCCAAGUCGCCACCAAUGCCACAGAAGCCGUUGGUACAGGUGGUACAAGCUAGUACCAGCAAACCAGACACCAACCGACCAGGAUCAAAGGAUUCAGUCUCAUCCAUUUCCCUGCACUCACCGCCUCCACAUCGAUCGAACUCGGCCCCAGCCAGACCCCAUUCAAUGUCAAAGGCGGCACGAAAGGCCUUCCUGGCCGCCAAGCAGACCAAGGCCAUGGAGAAGCUGGACAAGAUGAUCGAAGAGGUACACGAAGUGGAGUCCCAAUCGGCAACAAAGGCAGCCAACAUGCGGCUGGCUCUCUUCGGCCAUGACGGAGGUGGUGGGGGCGAUUUAGCCGCCGGUGGUUGUCCACUCUUCCUGCCACCACCGCCACAGCAGCAACAACGCCUGAUGCCCAGCUCCAUCUCAGAUUCCGGUCUGUGCAGUCAUGGUCACAGCCAUGCUCCGAGCUGCCAUCACCUAGAGCCGAAGAUGAGCAACAGCCAGAGUUUCCAGCAUUCUCCACGUGGCGGAAUAUCACAUCAGUGCUGCAGUGGCUUUGGACACGGAAAUGGACGUCACUCGCACCGAAUGCACUCAAACGCCUGUCGGAUAUUGUAAAGAACUAAGAAGGCAGCACCAGCACACCUUUACCCAAAAUCCAAGUCCAUAUCAUGUAUACUCUUAUACUCUGAUUCUGCUCAAUGUUCCUGCGUGCUUUUCGGUGUAGCUACGAUAAAUAGUCAGCAAUUAUUAGGGCUUAGUUAGAUGUUGAAUCUCAUAGUGUAUAGAAUAGAAUAGUAGAUAAAGAAUGUACCUACAUGUUAUGUAUAACCAGACUAUAUAGCUGGUCAAGCAGGGCUUUAAAAUUUGGCAAGUCAGUGUCUAAAUAUGUUAAGAAUCUGUAAAAACUGUUAACACUCUAUUAUAAUCGAAAGAUUUCAAUUUCUUGACCUCUAAAUAUGACAAUACCAACAGGAAAUCAAACUACAAAAGGGAAGACAUUUUCCGUACAUUUUCAUGAAACCACCUGAGGCAGAGUUUGCUCACAAAAUAAGCUAAUCUAAUUAUACAUAAAUGUAUCAUAAAAUCUCUAUAUAUUUGUAGUAGCUAAAUGGUUAAGUAGAUUAUAUGUCAACACGAAUACCAAAUAAAUGUUUCCAAAAGGAAUUCUGAGUUACGAAUUUUCUAAAUGUUUUAAAUCAAAUAACCAUCACAGGAAAAAGCUACACAAUAUAGCAAAAGAUUUAAAAGAGAUUUUGUUAAUAAAUUUCUGCUUUAGACUUUCUUAUUACAUCCUUUAUUAAGAGAUCUUAGGUUGACAGUUUAAAAACUAUAAAUCAUCAAGAUUUAUACAUUUUUUGUAUUGUUUUCAAAAUAAAUGCUUUCACUUUGUUUUCUCUUUUAACUAAAUGCAGAUACGACUGUGAGAAAUGAGACAUAGGCUUAGAUAUACAAAUUAUGGCAAAUUAAACUAGCAAAAUAGUGUGAACACAAUGAACUUAAAUGCAAAUAUUGUGCUACUUAAAAUAUCUUUAAGUUGUAAUCUUUCUAAUACUUCAUCUUUGGUUAUAUUUAACUUUCUUUACAUUGCACUAUUGGCAUAUCACAUCAGAACUUAUAAUGGCAAGCAUACAACUCAAACAAAAAUUUUACGAAUGAUACAAGUUAAAUGUACCUUAAUAAAUGUAUAUAUAUACACUUAAA
Molecule: messenger RNA, 4939 nt
Organism: Drosophila eugracilis
Lineage: Eukaryota; Metazoa; Arthropoda; Insecta; Diptera; Drosophilidae
Gene: Gyc88E
Product: soluble guanylate cyclase 88E
Exons: 12
Coding region: 527-3853 (1108 amino acids)
Biological process (GO): cGMP biosynthetic process; nitric oxide-cGMP-mediated signaling; response to oxygen levels
Cellular component (GO): guanylate cyclase complex, soluble
Molecular function (GO): oxygen sensor activity; guanylate cyclase activity; heme binding
Source: RefSeq, a predicted model, not a curated record